Messenger RNA from Esox lucius (northern pike), 7574 nucleotides. It is a transcript of the gene hipk3a, whose product is annotated as homeodomain interacting protein kinase 3a. The coding region runs from base 207 to 3845 and encodes 1212 amino acids. Lineage: Eukaryota; Metazoa; Chordata; Actinopteri; Esociformes; Esocidae. Gene Ontology annotation, molecular function: protein serine/threonine kinase activity; protein tyrosine kinase activity; ATP binding. Gene Ontology annotation, biological process: peptidyl-serine phosphorylation; peptidyl-threonine phosphorylation. The record is from RefSeq and is a predicted model, not a curated record. The transcript is spliced from 15 exons. Gene Ontology annotation, cellular component: PML body; cytoplasm; nucleus.
CAUGUAAUGCUGUAAUACCUAGAUACGUGAGUUAUUCGGAGUUUAAAAUGUGGGAGAUGGUGGUUUUAUCGAAAACCUCGUUGUCCAGGAGAACAAGAUGGCAGCAUUGCAGACAGACUGAGCAUGGUGUGGGUACUUGUUAACUCAAUAGCAUGUUCAGAGAAGCUAUGGAUUCUGUCAUUUACUACUGUUAACGUUAUAAAGGUAUGGCCUCACAAGUUUUGGUCUGCCCACCACAUGUUUAUCAAACCCAAACAAGUGCCUUUUGCAGUGUGAGGAAACCUGGAGUUGAACUCAACAGCUGUGUGUUUUAUGGGAGGACCUUGCAGACCUAUAUCAUUGGAGUACAUUUUGGCAUUGCCCAGCCUAUUGACGUCCUCCCUUCAAAGCCAAAAGAGUCAACAUCUUUUAGACCCCUGUGUGGGCAGGACUUAGCUUUGCAGGCAGCUGCGUCCCUGAAAGAAGUACACGGGGAGCUGCUCCAAAAACCACCUCAGAGCCGCCUAGCCAAGGGCUCAGAGGAGCCGGGGGCCAGUAGUGGAGCUUCAAGUGCAGUCAGGCCGGCUAGAGUUGACUGCGGCUGGAGGAGCGGCAGUGGAGGAGGUGUGGAGACAGAAGAGCGCUGUAUAGCCUUGAAUGCGUCAGACAGCCCCUUGCGAUGUGGGCUGAAACGUAAGGGUGGACACCCACAGAACAGUGGGAAAGCCAUGCAGAUAGUAGAGGACAUUUCCAUGAUACCUGCCAUGUUGCAAACUACUGUAGGUAACACCAACACGGUAGGGGGCGUGCCCCCUAAGCAGAACGGGGCUGGGACGGGAGCUCGCAACGCAACAGGAGAUGGGGACUACCAGUUGGUGCAGCAUGAGGUCCUGUGCUCUGCGAAGAACACUUACGAGGUGUUGGAGUUCCUGGGCCGCGGCACCUUCGGGCAGGUGGUAAAGUGUUGGAAGCAAGGCACCGGGGAGGUUGUGGCCGUCAAAAUCCUAAAGAACCACCCGUCGUACGCGCGGCAGGGCCAGAUCGAGGUGGGAAUCCUGGCCCGUCUGAGCGGCGAGAACGCGGAUGAGCACAACCUGGUGCGGGCCUUCGAGUGCUUCCAGCACCGCAGCCACACCUGCCUGGUGUUCGAGAUGCUGGAGCAGAACCUCUAUGACUUCCUGAAGCAGAACAAGUUCAGCCCGCUGCCACUGAAAGUGAUCAGGCCGGUCUUACAGCAGGUGGCCACGGCCCUGAGGAAGCUGAAGAGCCUGGGUCUGAUCCACGCCGACCUGAAGCCAGAGAACAUCAUGCUGGUGGACCCAGUGAGGCAGCCUUAUCGUGUGAAAGUGAUCGACUUCGGCUCGGCCAGCCACGUCUCCAAAGCCGUGUGCUCCACAUACCUGCAGUCACGCUACUACAGAGCCCCAGAGAUCAUCCUGGGCCUGCCGUUCUGUGAGGCCAUCGACAUGUGGUCCCUGGGCUGUGUCAUCGCCGAGCUCUUCCUGGGCUGGCCCCUCUACCCAGGGGCCCUGGAGUAUGACCAGAUUCGCUAUAUAUCUCAGACACAAGGAUUGCCAGGGGAACAACUGCUGAACGUGGGGACCAAGACCUCCCGCUUCUUCUGCAAGGAGUCUGACUCGCCUUAUCCUCCCUGGAGACUGAAGACGACAGAGGAGCAUGAGGCUGAGACUGGGAUGAAAUCCAAAGAAGCCAGGAAGUACAUCUUCAGCUGUCUGGAUGACAUGGCACACGUGAAUCUGGUGCUGAAUAUGGAGGGCAGUGACUUGCUGGCAGAGAAGGCAGACCGGCGGGAGUUUGUGGGGCUGCUGAAGAGCAUGUUGCUGAUUGAUGCUGAGAAGAGGAUCACUCCCCCAGAUGCCCUCAGCCACCCCUUUGUCACCAUGCAGCACCUCCUCGACUUCCCCCACAGCAAUCAUGUGCAGUCCUGUUUCCACAUCAUGGAUGCUUGUCAAUCACGGCCUAACGCUUACGACACAAUCAACCGCAACAAAGUCCUGUUCCCUAGACCUUCUAACGGCUCUGCUGGCCUGCAAAAGGCCUUCAAUAAGAUGGGAUCAGUUCACUCCCAGGUUGCUUUGACACAGUCGGCUCCAUCUGGGAUGCAUCCUGGGAUGCUGCAGACAGCCAACAGUCAGUAUGGGUGCAAUGAGUCCUUUCAGCCAGCUCUCAUCCUCUGCCCUCCCACCAUGCAAGGCAACCCAAACCAGCCGGGAUAUACAGUUAGGGUGGAGAACACGUUACCAAUGGUGACCCAAGCCCCUCCCAUACAGACUCUGCAGAUGCGGCCUGGAGUUCUGGCUCAGCAGCCGUGGUCGGGUAGAGGCCAGCAGAUCCUGGUCCCGGCCUGGCAACAGGUGGCCCCCCCUGCCACCACCAGGGCGUCUGACACUGUGGCUGGCCCACAGAGACUCAGUGACUGGGGGAAGGUACGACAGCACGGCAGCCAUUACAGCAACAUGAUGCAGCCCCAUCUGACCAACCAGAUGACCAUGUCCGGUCCGCAGCCAAUCAACAUCGGCGUUGCCCACGUGGUGUGGCCACAGCCACAGGCCAAUAAAAGGAACCGGCCCAGUCACAACAGGAGCAUUAACUACUCGCACAAAAGCGACACCCAGCUCUCGAAUUGCCGCACUCCGAAGACGGCCGACCGCGUUUACCACGCUGUCGCAGGCGACGGUUCCCACGCAGAGAGGCCCGCGGUGAAGAAGGUAGUGGUUCAGCCGGAGAGGCCGCGCGCAGACGAGGAGGUACGGGCCUGCUGCGAAGUGGCGCACGACAAGCGGACGGAGCCGUCCCGGCAGCGGCCGCCCGGGUCCUCGGCCCUGGACCACCUCCCCAGCCCCACCCUCAGCGUCGUCAGCCUCAGCAGCGACACGGACGGGGAGGAGGAGUCCUCGUGCUUGUGCAGCGGCAGCCCCGACUGUGAGGCCUACGAGGGCUCGGUGAACAUGGAGCGGGCGUGCUCCCUAAGCAGCCCGGACAGCACCCUGAGCACCAGCUCGUCUGCCUCGGUGCGGUCCAGCCCGUCCCCCUGCAAGAGGCCCGACAGCAUGUCCGAGGACGACGGCCACGGGAGCGGCUGCGAGACGGUCGACGGGUCCCCCGCCUCGGACUCUGACCACAGCCCUUACCUGGAGGGCCGAUACCUGGCCAACCACAACCACCAGCCCCCGGACGUUCGGACACGUGGCACGGCCGCCGAGAACAAGGCCAGCAAACCCCCUGUGAAGACCAUGGUGGUGCCCCCAAUGAGGGCUGUGCCCCUCAGCAACAGACCGGCCUUCGAGUUGUCGUGCCAGUCUGCAGGACGCUGCGCCCCCGGUCGGCUGAACCACCAGUCCACGCCCCUCCAUCCCCGCCAGCAGCAGAAGAUGCCCGCGUUCCAGCAGCAGCAGCCCCCAAACUUCGGCCAGGUCCAGCGUUACGACUCCUCCCACAAGGAGUGGAACAGAAACUAUGGGCAGCAACGGCGGCCGCACGCGUACAUCCCUCCCACGCUGCACGGCCACGCCUUCACCCUUCCUCACAACAGCCCCACCCACAGCUCAGGGCCCCACCCGCAGGCCGCCCUGUUUUCCUACCCGCCCUCGGCGCCCGUCGCCCACCUCCUGGCGUCGCCCUGCGCCCAGCGGCCCGUCCUGCAGCCCGCCUAUGGCAUCUCCCACCCGGGCGGCAUCGUCCACCAGGUGACCAUGGGCAUCAACCACCGGCUGCUGCCCUCGCCCACCAUCCACCACCAAGGCCAGUUCAAGCCCAUGUUUCCCCCACACUCCUACAUCACCUCGCCCACCUAUACAGGCUUCCCCCUCAGCCCCACCAAACUCAACCAGUACCCGUACCUAUGAGCGCCAGCCAGCGAGGGACGGCCCGCUGUGACGACGACGACCCGAGGGGCCUUCGCCUGUCGUCUCUCGGGCGAGGGCGGGAACCUCCCUGACCCAAAGAACUCUUGCUAAAUGGCGGUUGAUUUGAACCGUACGCUCAAGAAUCGGUGAACCAUGGAAAAAAUGUCUCCCUUUAAAUGUGUUUUUGCACAUUUGCUCUACCGUGUCAUUUUUGGAUCGAGUAGUGGUUAUUUGAAGCCCCAUUAUAUUGCCUUCUUUCUAGCAGGUGUGCUCGUCACAUUGCUUGUUUCAACCAUCCCAGUCUCCAGUGCUAGGACAGCAGAUGUGUGCCUCCACUUGGUUGAGUCAUUGUGGUGGUGAGGUGUUAACUCGUUUCCUGAUGUCAUCUGUAUUACCAGUGUGUACCGUCAGUGGUCUGGAAAGCUGCAUGUCUGCGCUUGGGCAAAAUGUCUCGGCUUAGUCACUGGCAGGUUAGAUGUAAUUUCUGGGGUGUGUUACUGUCGUCGUUCCUUGUUCCCACGCCUACUAGUGCCUUAAUAUAUGAGGUUGUUAAUGUUUCUUCUCACAUAGAGUAUGUACAUGUACUGGACUGCAGCACUUGAAAUCUCCCUCUUAUUGGCUUAUGCUUAACAAAUAAUCGAAUAAGUCAUGGUUAUUUGUUGUCAUUGUAUUUUUGAUUAGUUCAUCUUAAAAAUGUUUUUGCUGUCAUGAUUUGCAGUGGCAAAUGUUUAUUUGGUUUGAACUUUUCCCGAAUGAACUAAUGUACUAAAGCAGAUUGAAUGUUUGCUAAUACAUUUUUAAUCACGGAGUACUUAAUUACUAACAGUAUUGACACUGCAGUACAAUCUAAAUAUAACCGCUGGUUUGCUGUGUUACUGUAUUUACAGCCUUUUCCAUAAGAUUAACACAGACGUGGGGCAUGGCAUUGACUGUAGACCAAUAUGCAAGUUGCUUGUAGGUGUUUAUGUUAUAAUACUAUGGGAGAAAAAUAAAAUGUCAGUGUUUGCUAUGGCUUAUCCAUCUAGCAACCUACAGUAUAGUUUGCUGGACUAUGUUAGUGCUUGACCAGGUGUAUUGAUUGAUUGCAAUUUUGGGAUUUUUUCUUUUCUUUUUACAUUUUGGUUUUCUUUUGUUGAGGUUUCUUAAUGUUAACUGCCUAUUUUAUACAUUCCGUCAGGGAGGAAAUAUAUUGUGUGAAUUUUUAUAAAUGUUUUAUUGCUAGUGUGCGCAUUAGGGUUUUGUUUUUGUCUCCUUAAUUUCAAUUAGUGUUGCAAAAUUCUGUGAACGUUCAAUAAAUGUCCCUGGUUUUCCAGAAAUACAGGUUGGAGCACUUUUGAUUUCCUGCUUAUUCUCCUGAUUUCAUGAAUCCUCAAAUCGGGAACAUGUUGAAAGUUAACAGAAUUCUACAACGCUACUUUCAAAUGAAAAGGCUUUUUUCUGCACCAAAGACUAUUAUUAAUGUCCUAAGCAAGGUAGCUAGUCUUUUUGUUUUUUUUCAUUGACUUCUAGUAUAUGUUAGUCAUCGAGAUUAAAUAUACUGAGGUUCAUUUUGAGCAUUUUGGGCAAAUUGUAUGAUACAUCUUGAAUGCAUCAUAUAUAAGCUGCUAUGUACUGAUUGCCACUUCAAAAUAGCUGUGAAUUCUGGGGAUUUCUUACUCUGCAUUCUUACUUUUGUAUAGUUUUCAUUACCAUAUCAUUGAUUUGGGGUUUGUUUUAGUAGAGUAUACUUGAGGGGCAUUAAUACUUGUAUGUGCCUCUUUUGCUUUGAAGUUUGAAGUGUGAUUAUAACUACUGUAUUACAAAAUAAUGGAUUUAAACGUUUUACUUUUCUAUUAUGUUUUGGUGUGUACAUAUAGCAUUAGUGUUUUAUCUUACUAAUUAUUGGUUGGGUUUAUUGCAUACAUUUGUUAUGACAGUUUUGUGUGUGAUUUUAGUUAUUGUUCUGUUAACAUACUGAAAGCCUAUAGCUAAUUUGCAUAAUCAUUGAUUGAUUGAAAUGUUUAUAAUACCAUGCAGAUAUAUUUACUGCAACAACUCUAUUUGGUCCUCAUCUGCACAUUGGGUUACAGAGAUGCCUUCACACGUAAUAUUUGUUAUGAAACACAUCACUAAGCACUUGUUUAAUUCUCUUAGCUCAUCAGGUUUUGGUUAGGGCAAAAUCCCACAAACUUUUAUGGAAUUGCUGUGGUCUAUGAACUGAUUCAUGUUUUCUAGCCGUCUAUUUUAAGCCUAAGAAAAUGUUCUGCUCCCACUUUUUGUAUCUAAAGUGUAUUGUGACAGAUUUUCUGCAGAUUAUUCUUACCUAUAACCGUAGUUGAUCGAUUGAGGCAAAUGGGUGUGAAUUAUUUAAAUGUUUCCGUCAUACCUCAUUUAUCCAAAUCAAAUUAUGACAGGUUAUUGUUUUCCCCUUUCCAAUCAUGCCUACCCCUUUUGUAGUCUCUUACAUUACUAUCAGACACACAAACAGAUGUUGUCUCUCUCUGACAAUGUGUUCAACUAGUGCCUUUUCAAGUUUGUGGUCCAAUGACAAACUUGGUUGAUAACUCAAUCACAGUCACAUUUCCUGCUGAGGCGAGGGGUGGCAAUGGGUUUAGAUGUGGAUCAAUUAUCCACGACCGAAUGCUGUAUUUCACAUCAGAACAAUAGGCUGUUGAGCUUAAGAAUCCUUGUGUUUUAUAAGGACUUCAGCAGUCUGUCACCGUUUUGCGUAUUUGCCACCAAGUGAGAAUGCUUUUGAACUUGCAUUUACAUCCUAUUGGAGUUGACAAAUAUAAUGCAUUCUCUCUGACAAGCUUUGUGGGUGCUGGUUUCUAUCUUCAGUUCACAACGGCCGUGUUCAUCUCUACCCAUAUGGUCUGAAUCAAUUUUUCUACAGAAUAUUUCAAAUAAAAUGUUACUCUCAAAUCAGGGAAUAUUUUUAGAUUUCAAACACCCAAGUCACAGUUUUGUAUCUUAUUGGACUUACACAAAAGCAAAGCUUUACAUACACUGUGAAUGUAUUUGUGGAGUAGAAUUUUUUUUUUGGUUUGCAGAUAUCAAAAUGUUUUCUUGCCGUUUUUGAUGGCUAAUUGUGAAUAGGAUAAAACUUCCAUAUAGCAGCCAUCUGUUUGGAUUGAUCACUGGUCUGUAUUUGCUUUAACAACCCACAUACACAAAGAUUAGGUCCAAAGUUAUCGCUUCUUGAGUCUAUACUGCGACUAAUGUGUUAUUUUAUGACUUUCUAUGAUUAAUUCAGGGUCUUUUGUAUUGUCCAAUAUGCUACUGUAUUAAUCUUCAAUCCUGACCAGUUGGUUUUGAUUGCAUUGGAUCUUGUUUGCAGUAAUUUCGUGUUAGUCAAAUUGAUAUUACACUUCAAGUUAUUGGGUAAUUUAUGUAAGAUACAGCAUCUAGACUUUAUAGCUAAAUUGGAACUGUUACUGUUUUAAUGUGUAGUUUUUGUGGUUUUAUGAUUUUUGUUUGCGCUAGAUUUUUAAGCUACACUAGUUUGCCAUGUAGCAACUGCACUGUGCAAUAUUCAAUAUGAGGACUGGGAAAAUGAUUAUUUUGGAUGUUAUGUCUCUUACAGUUUGCGGUCAUAUUUCUCUCUAGUUCUCAGUGAUUUCAAUGUGACCAAGCCUUAUGUACUUUGUCACAAAAAGCGGGUUUUCCUGGUGACUUGUGUGUCAAAUUAAGAAUUGAUGGUGUAUUAUUGUCAAGAUUCACUUUGAAUUAAAAAAAAAAAUAUCCAUU